Messenger RNA from Mycena citricolor, 1195 nucleotides. The record is from the annotation of a GenBank genome assembly. Lineage: Eukaryota; Fungi; Basidiomycota; Agaricomycetes; Agaricales; Mycenaceae.
CGCGUCUUCAUUCACCACCAACAUGUCUGAGAGCCCAGCCUUUGAAUCUCUCAUCUACCAUGAGCGACAAGAGCCAGGGUCCAUGCUCUGUGCUCAGCAUGCUUUGAAUUCACUCCUGCAGGGGAACUACUUUACCGCGCCAGAUCUUUCAGAAAUCGCGCUCGGACUCGACGAGCUUGAGGGAGGCAUGAGGGAGGAGGGCACCGCAGCAAGGCAACACCAGUAUGAACAUGGACGAUUCGGGUUUCUUUUCGGUGCAAGUUCUAGAGAACGCGCUGAAAGUUUGGGGACUGGAGUUUUAAUUCGUUGGCGAAGCGAAGAAAUGCGUCCAUAUCAAGACCAUCCUGAGGAGCAGCUCGCUUUUGUGCUGAAUUCCGAGCAACAUUGGUACACCUUCCGUCGGUUUGCAUCACACUGGUAUAACCUCAAUUCGUUCGUCGCGAAGCCGGAGUGGGUCUCUCCCCUGUAUCUUGGGGCUUUGUUGCAACAAGCAGAACGAGAUGGCUACUCAAUAUUCGUCGUCACCUCGACAGAUCCAAAUACAGGCCUGCCUCGCACCGAAGCCGACGACAUUGCAUUCACCCUGGGUGAAUCGAGCUCCUCAGGACGGCCUGGUCCGAGCGGCCGAUCCGCAGAGGAUGAAGAUCUUGAGCUCCAGGCGGCAUUGCAGGCUUCUAUGGCCGAUGAAGCUGGGGUGCCGGAUGAUCGCAGCGCGGAUCCUGUCGCUGCGAGCGUGGCCCGGAACAAGAUGCUUUUAGACCGCAUGAAAGCCGAGCAAGAGUAUGCUCGUGGCCAGAUGCUGCAGGACGAAGUGGCCGGAAUGAGCCGCCGUGACGACACUGAAGACGAGACCGAGGAGCAGAUGAUCCGACGCGCGAUCGAAGAGAGCGAGCGAUAUGCCGAGAUGGCUCAAGGCGACGACGGGAACGCCGUUGCUCCAUCUGCUUCGCAUUUCGGGGAAGACGGAUACUACGACGACGACGACGCGGAAUUGCAAGCGGCGUUGCGUGCUUCCCUCGAAGCCACGCCCGAGGGAUGGUCGCUACCGGAACAUCUCCAGGAUCAACCUGAAGUACCUACUGCACCCGCACUCAGUCACGUGGAACUACCAGUGGAGACUGAGGAUGCUCCAGCACAAGAAGAAGUCAGCGUUGAAGAAAUGCGGAGGCGGAGAUUGGCGAGAUUUGGCUCAUAG